AAUAAAUUUAUAUUUUAUUCUUUAUCUGUAUUUAUUCUAUCCUCAAUCCUUAUUCCUUGCGUUUGUACUGUUUGUAGUUUUUCAAAUUUUAUAAUAAUAAUAAUUAUAAGUUUAUAGUAAAAUUUGAUUGGAAUUAUGUCUAUUAAAAUGUCUGAUAAUGAUUCACUAAAUGUUGGUAAUACUUAUAAAGUGGCAAACAAUGGUCAACUUAUUAAACUAGAAUCAAAUAUUCUUGGUGCACAAACUUUGAUCGUAACUGAUGAUGAUGGAUCUCUUGAAUCUGUUGAUGAACAACCUACUGCCGCUGUCAUAGAAAACGGAAACGUAACUGGAAUUGUUAUGAGUAAAACCAAUGAUACAAACAUUACACAAUAUGAGCUUAGACCAAACAAUAAUCCUACUCAGUUUUUUGUUGUACAACCAAUUAACGAUUUAUUUACAACUACAACAACUGUUAAAAGACCUAUUGUACCUCUCAAUAGUGAAGUGUCCAGAAAACGAGUAGAUCGUACUGUUGUAACAAGGGAUGCUAAAAGACGAUUGACACACAAUGAAGUAGAACGUCGAAGACGUGAUAAAAUAAACCAAUGGAUAAUGUAUAUGAGCAAAAUUAUACCAGAUUGUGCUGAAGAAAACAAGACUAAUUAUGAUAACCAGAGUAAAGGAGGAAUUCUAGCAAAAGCAUGCGAUUAUAUUAAUGAAUUAAAAUCAACUAAUCAAAGAUUGAUGGAUUGUGUAAAACAAAUGGAGGCUGUUAGUAGACAUAAUGAUGAACUAAGGAUGGAAAAUGAAGAAUUAAGAGGAAUUUUAUCACAACAUGGAUUAUUAUCUGAAAGUUUUGUUUCGAGAGAUGGUGAUUCUUCGUGAGAAUUAUUAGAAGUUAUAAAUUGUGUUAAACUGAUUUAAACUUCAUUUUUGUUACUAUAUUUAAAACUUUCAUAAUACCGAAAAGACCAAUGUUUUACUAUUUAUGUUUAAAAUUUUAAAUGUUUUCAAUAAUAUUAAUAUAAA
Rhopalosiphum maidis (corn leaf aphid) is the source of this 1011-nucleotide messenger RNA. RefSeq names its product upstream stimulatory factor 2 (gene Usf). The record is from RefSeq and is a predicted model, not a curated record. The transcript is spliced from 6 exons. Bases 136 to 867 code for a protein of 243 amino acids. Gene Ontology annotation, biological process: regulation of transcription by RNA polymerase II. Gene Ontology annotation, molecular function: protein dimerization activity; RNA polymerase II cis-regulatory region sequence-specific DNA binding; DNA-binding transcription factor activity, RNA polymerase II-specific. NCBI's taxonomy places the organism in Eukaryota, Metazoa, Arthropoda, Insecta, Hemiptera, Aphididae.